AUGAGUCGAUCAGGCCAGCCCCCGGAAUUCAAGAAGUGCAUGGACAAGAAACUCCAAAUUAAGCUUAAUGCGAACCGAAUGGUUAUUGGAACUCUCCGUGGGUUUGACCAGUUCAUGAAUCUUGUUAUGGCGGAGACUGUUGCAGUCAAUGGUGAUGUCGAAACUGAUAUUGGGACUGUGGUGAUAAGAGGAGACAGCAUUGUCACCGUUGAAGCUCUUGAGCCCAUUGGAAGAUCUUAG
Molecule: messenger RNA, 240 nt
Organism: Microthlaspi erraticum
Lineage: Eukaryota; Viridiplantae; Streptophyta; Magnoliopsida; Brassicales; Brassicaceae
Source: the annotation of a GenBank genome assembly